UAAUGGGAAUGAACACUUGACCAAUAUCUUGCCAGUUUGUAGUACUUGGUUGCUGAAAACACAUCUGCCCCAUUGUCUUCCACUGGGACUUUUGUGCUGCUGGGGUUUCAUUUUUAGAAAAGAUAAAGUCCUUAAAGGAGAGAACUAUUGGAACUCAUGAUCAUUUCUUUAUGCUGGAGUUUCAUGUCUGCUUUCCGAUUACAAGAUGUAUUGCCUUUUGCUGUUGAUCCUCUUAUUUUGCGGCAAGGUGAAAAGUCAAGAUAAUGUGUUCACUAUCAAUAAAGUUUCACUCCAGGCUUUUCCACAAAAUGAAGUGCGCAAUGGAAACCCACUCAUCCUCAACUGUUCUGUGGACAUUAGCAAGAAUGAACAUUUCCGACUGAAUUACACGUUUUUAUUUUUCAAGGAUGGUGACCUUCUGUUCACUAACACAAUUGAACAAGACAGCGCCCAGUAUACAAUCUCACAGGCUAGAUUUUCUUCUUCAGGAGACUAUGAAUGUUCAUUAAGUGUUGAGGAGAAAAAAAAAUCUAGUGAUCCUUUGACCAUUAAAGUUGAAGGCAUAAUGAAGCCAAUAUUGAGUGUCCAGAGAACAGCAGUGAUGGAAGGUGAAAAUGUACUUUUACGCUGUGAGGUGCCAGAAGAAAAGCCACCUUUUUAUUUCACAUUUUAUAAAACUGCACAGUUGGCAAAUGGAGUUGUACAUGAGAGGAAACGAGGAUCGCAACGUGAAAAUUUUGUUGAGUUAGAAUUCCCCAUCGAUGCUGGAGACAAUAUUUUAUAUUUUGAAUGUGCUGUCCAGAUGAAUUCAAUGACAGGACCUCAAAUCUCAGAGCGUAGUAACCGAACAAUUGUCACCGUUACCGAACCAUUUUCUGUUCCUAAAAUAACCAUCGACCCACCAAAGAAUAUUACUGAAGGGGAUAAGAUCUGUAUAACAUGUUCGACAGUCCUACUUCGCCAGGAUCAAACUGAAAUUAUCUUGCAGAAAAACAAAACAAUUCUGAAUAGCACGAAGGGCAGAGAGACCCUAACCUAUUGCAAGAUAGUCAAGAUGGAAGACAAUGGCAAAUAUAUGUGCAAAGUGGAGCAUGGAAGUGUAUCUAAAACUGACAAAGAAGAACUUGUAGUGGCUGAACUGUUUUCCAAACCAAUAUUAGUGGUUAAUAAAACCAGCUGGGAUGAAAACAGCAUUGUACAAAUUCAGUGUCAAGUGAACGGUCCAAUGCCGAUCAGUCUCUCGCUCAUGAAGGACAACAAAAUAUUGGCAAACUCCAGCACUUACUGGGCUGAGCUCCAUGUAUCUGACACUGGAAUCUAUAUGUGUAGAGCAGAGAUAAACAACAUUUCCAAGGAAAGUGACCCAGUAUUUCUCCGUGUUCACGCUCCAGUUUCUCUGCCUGUCCUUUAUCAACCAGUUUCCCAAAUAGCUGUACUGGAGAAGUUCUUUGUCUUACAAUGCUACUCAAGGUUUGGGACUCUGCCUAUCACAUACACCCUUUACAGAGGGAAUAUACUUAUCAGGACAAUUGUGACCAGAGCAAACAUACCAGCAAACUUUACGGUCAAAGCGACUAGCAUCCACGAGUCUGGACAAUACAGAUGCCGUGCUAACAACGGCCACUCUCUUUCGCAACAAAGCAAAAGACUAAAUGUCACAAUAAUAGCUCCAGUUGUUAACAUAACUUUUGAAAGAGAACCACAGGAGAACAUAGAAGAUGGCAAUGAACUCUUAUUUUUCUGCUCGGUUAAAUCAGGAUCCUUCCCUGUUGAGUUCCACUUUUUUAAAGAGAAUGACGCCAAAUCGUUACAUCAUGUCACAGAAAAUAAAAAGCUAUCAGUUAUUUGGCACAAGCGAAGCUUCACAAGCCAGGACGAAGGAAGUUACUUCUGCAGAGCUGACAACCAAGCAAACUCUUUUGUGGAAAGCCAGAAGAUCCUGAUCAAGGUUGUCAUGGCUUCGUGGAAGAAAGGACUUAUUGUAGCCACAAUCCUCCUGAUUUUUCUUGCUGCUAUAAUUACAAUCGUUUGGUUGAAUUGUCGUUUGAAAGCAAAGGGUAAAAACUACCUUAAAAAUCUUUACGUAGUAAUUUAUUGUUUUUUCCCCCCUUAUCAAGCGAAAAACAUUUCUACGGAGUUGUCUGUAUCCAAAAGAGCAACCAAUUCAGUGGAUGGGAAACUGACAACAGGACACAAUAAUGAAGGAGAAUUCUAUUAUGGUUCGGGGCAUAAUGAAGACGGUGAAAAAAAUCACAUCAGUGCAAAAGAGGAUAAUAGAGGAUCUGACCUUGAGGCUCCUGAAGUGGAAUAUACGGAAGUACAAGUAUCAGUGCCUGACCCUUAUCGAGCUCCUGUAAUGAAUAAUGAGACAGUUUAUACUGAAAUCAGAAAACCUAUUAAUGAUGCUGAGGAGAACAGACAUUCUAGAAUAGAACCUUCUCCUGACGGGACUUAGGAAAAGGUGGCAGAGGAAAUCCAUGAAAACAAGAUGGAGGAUGUCUUACCAGUUCCAGUUAUUCUGCAGCAUUUAGGUGCUUUCAGAAGUCGCACUUUGCUUGAGCGGUUGGUAACCCCUGUGGGGUGAACCGAGCAUCCACAGUAUACAGUACUUUUGCUGUCUGCCAUUGCCAUCCCAUAACAUAGUGAGGCACACUUUCCAAAUGUUCCAUAUUUUCUUCAAUGCCAUUCUAAAUGGAAGCACAUAUUUACAAGAAGUAUUUGCCAUCUCAGUUGGUUGUUCUGAAUCUUUCAAGCCAGAAAAUAUACCUGCCAGAUACAGUACAUUUUCUAGUGGUGACUUCCCUGUCCCAGAAAACCAUGCAAGCAUUCUGGCAAUGAAUUUGCAGGCACAAACACUGCUGGUAUCAACAUUUCAAAGCAGUGGCUUCCAGACUGAAAUGUGGUCUACACAAAAACGUCUUUCACAUGGGAAAGCAAAAUGUGUAACGUUUCGUGUCACUUUUGCACCAUCAAUGAAAUGUUUCUGUGCUCCUUGGCCAGAUAAGUGGUAAGAAAUGUUUAUUCAUGUGCCUGUCUCCUGUCACAAAUAUCCGUUUCCAAUGGACCAUAAAAAUGCCCUUAAAGGAGUUGCCAUUUGAAAUGUGCAAUUAGCUAUUGUUUGCUCUAAUGAAUAGUUCUCCUAUUACAUCUGACUCCUCAGAGCUAAACAUGUCCCAUAAGAACCAAAUGCCAUUCUGACAAUAGCGUUUAAAUAAAUACA
Messenger RNA from Protobothrops mucrosquamatus (brown spotted pit viper), 3220 nucleotides. It is a transcript of the gene PECAM1, whose product is annotated as platelet and endothelial cell adhesion molecule 1. Bases 206 to 2455 code for a protein of 749 amino acids. The record is from RefSeq and is a predicted model, not a curated record. Gene Ontology annotation, molecular function: transmembrane signaling receptor activity. Gene Ontology annotation, biological process: cell surface receptor signaling pathway. The transcript is spliced from 16 exons. NCBI's taxonomy places the organism in Eukaryota, Metazoa, Chordata, Lepidosauria, Squamata, Viperidae.